Echinostoma caproni is the source of this 2529-nucleotide messenger RNA. The record is from the annotation of a GenBank genome assembly. Lineage: Eukaryota; Metazoa; Platyhelminthes; Trematoda; Plagiorchiida; Echinostomatidae.
AUGAAGUAUGCAAUUGCUACUGCUCUCCGAGAUAAACAACGAGUGAUCUACACAACACCGAUCAAAGCAUUGAGCAAUCAGAAGUAUCGUGAAUUCUUCGAGGCAUUUCCCGAGAGAACAUCCAUCACGUGGAAACAGGGCGCUUCUAUGAUGCGUGAAGUUGGCUGGGUCGUGUUUGAUGAAAUUCACUAUAUGCGCGAUCCGGAACGUGGUGUAGUGUGGGAGGAAACACUGGUUCUUUUACCAGAUAGUGUGCGCUAUGUGUUUCUCAGUGCGACCAUACCCAACGCGAGACAAUUUGCGGAAUGGAUUGCUCAUUUACAUCACCAACCGUGCCAUGUGGUCGCUUCCGAUUGUCGUCCCGUGCCACUUCGUCAUUAUCUGUAUCCCGUGGGCAGUGAGGGCCUAUUCCUUGUGUUGGAUGAGGGCAAAUAUUUAGAGGAUAAUUUCACGCGUGCAAUGCGCUCGUACACGUCCGACGAGACAGAGAAGCGGCGGAUGCAGACAAACAAACGCUCGGAGAACAAUGUGGUCCAGAUUGUGCGCCUACUGAAACAUCGUAGCCUCGAACCGAUUAUUGUGUUCAGUUUCAGUAAGAAAGAAUGCGAAAUCUACGCCCUGCAAAUAGCAAAAUUCGACUUUACCACUGAGGCAGAGAAGAAAGUUGUGGAUGAGGUGUUUCGCAACGCGAUUGAUGGCUUGUCUCCCGAAGAUCGUGCCUUACCUCAAGUGGAAAGUGUAUUGCCUCUGCUCCGGCGAGGUGUGGGCAUACAUCACGGUGGUCUGUUGCCUCUCCUAAAAGAGACAGUGGAAAUUUUGUUCGGUGAAAAUCUAAUCAAAUGUCUGUUCGCGACGGAAACUUUUGCCAUGGGACUGAAUAUGCCUGCUCGGACUGUUCUGUUUACUUCUGCUCGUAAAUUCGACGGUCAAACCUAUCGAUGGAUCACUUCAGGGGAAUAUAUUCAAAUGUCCGGUCGAGCUGGGCGACGAGGUAAGGACGACAGUGGGACGGUAAUACUGAUGGUCGAUGAAACAAUGAACGGGGACGCGGCGAAGCAGAUCAUGAUGGGCCCUCCACCACCACUGAACUCGGCAUUCCAUAUCACAAACAAUAUGCUACUCAAUUUGCUCCGUGUGGAAGAAAUAAAUCCGGAAUACAUGAUGGAGCGCAGCUUUUGUCAGUUUCAGAACUAUGCCAGUCUCCCCAGCAUGUACCAGGAACUGAACGAACUACGCUCAGCCCAUGCGGCGGUACAAGUUGAAGACGAGGAAUCGGUCGAGUCAUAUCAUCAAAUUCGGCUGUGUUUGGACGAUUUAGUGGCUCAGCAAUGGCAGUACAUACGACGACCGCAAUAUAUUGUGCCUUUCCUCCAACCGGGUCGUUUAAUCAAGGUCAGCACCGAGACGCACAAUUACGGUUGGGGUGCGGUGAUCAAUUUGAAGAAGCGCAUGCGUACGGAUCGUAGUUCAGCACCGGAAUCGUUCUAUCUGAUCGACUGUUUGUUAAACAGUGUUCCGACCAAGUCAGAAUCCACGGACGAGACGUCCGAUGCNGCCGAGCUGAAAACCGGACUGGCUGAGGUGAUCCCUAUCCGACUGGAUUGUGUGAUCGGUAUCAGCGCGGUUCGGCUGGUCGUGCCAAAGGAUUUGCGAGCCCGAGAGGCAAGAGCUGGUGUGUUGAACGCGAUUGAGAAAGUGAAAGCACGUAUGGGCGGAUUGCUUCCACCGCUCGAUCCGGUGGAUGAUAUGCAUAUCACAGAUGCGAAGUUCAUCGAAAUAAAUGGAAAGGUAAAAGCUUUUGAGGAACGAUUGGAUCAUCACUGGCUCCACGACGAUCCACGGCUGAGUGAUUUGCUCGCACAAUAUGCGAAAAAGGAACAGUUGCGCAAGCGUAUCGAUCAGCUGACAGAAAAUUUGGGCAGCAAAGUUUCACUCAUUCAAAUGGAGGAGUUGACCGCCCGUAAACGAGUGCUUCGGCGUUUGAAUUUCGUGUCCGAACACGAUGUGAUCGAGCUGAAAGGUUGUGUGGCGUGCGAGAUCACGUCGGCAGAUGAACUACUUCUAACCGAGCUCUUGUUCGAUGGCGUGUUCAACCGACUACCACCGGAGCAUACUGCUGCCCUUUUGUCAUGUUUCGUGUUUGAAGAACGUGCCUCGGAUAUGCCCAAAUUGACCAAAGAGCUUUCGGAUGCAUUGCGUACGCUUCAGGAUACGGCCCGUAGAAUCGCUCGGAUUAGCAAUGAAUGCCGAUUGAAAGUGGAUGAAGAUUCGUAUGUGGAUUCGUUCAAACCACACAUGAUGGACGUGGUCUACUCGUGGACCCGAGGCGCUUCGUUCGCUCAAAUUUGUUCCAUGACUGAUCUGUUCGAAGGUACAAUCAUCCGCACGCUACGCAUGCUGGAGGAGCUUCUCCGGCAAAUGGCCAACGCGGCUAGGACAAUCGGGAAUGCCACACUGGAAGCAAAAUUCAACGAAGCCAUCGAGAAGCUAAAACGGGACAUUGUGUUUGCAGCCAGUUUGUACCUGUAA